Messenger RNA from Meriones unguiculatus (Mongolian gerbil), 1086 nucleotides. It is a transcript of the gene Ier3, whose product is annotated as immediate early response 3. The transcript is spliced from 2 exons. Gene Ontology annotation, cellular component: nucleus. The record is from RefSeq and is a predicted model, not a curated record. Gene Ontology annotation, biological process: DNA damage response; negative regulation of apoptotic process. Bases 43 to 510 code for a protein of 155 amino acids. NCBI's taxonomy places the organism in Eukaryota, Metazoa, Chordata, Mammalia, Rodentia, Muridae.
CGCCGGCGCGCGGGGCCGCCACACUCCGCCGGAGCGCGCAGGAUGUGCCACGCGCGCAGCCAUCUCCACGCCAUGACCGGCCCCGGGGCCCCCGCUCCCUCCACCGGCUCCGGCCUCCGGCGGGCCUCCGGCCCCGAGAUCUUCACCUUCGAGCCCCUGCCGGAGCCGGCGGGAGCGUCCCCCGCGCGCCUCGGCCCUUCCCGCGCCCACCGAAAGCGCAGCCGCAGGGUGCUCUAUCCUCGAGUGGUCCGGCGCCAGCGGCCGAGCGAGGAGCCCAGCGUCGCCAAGAGGGCCCUCUUCCUCCUGCUCGCCGUGGUCUUCUGCCAGAUCCUGAUGGCCGAAGAGGGCGUGUCGCAGCCCCUGGCCCCGGAGGACGCCCCGGGCGCCGCCUCCCCCGAGCCCACCUCCGCGCCCCCGGCCCUCGCGCCCCUGAACCUGACCUCGGAGUCCUCCUCGGACUACGCUCUGGACCUUAAAGCCUUCCUUCAGCAACACCCAGCGGCCUUCUGAGGGCCACGGGUCGCAGCCCGAAACCAGAACCGAGAGGCACCAGGCGUACGGGUGCGCGAGUAUCCCACACUGGGACUUCAAGGCAGCGCAGACUCCACACUACCCAGACUCUGGGGCCGGCGGGUGGCCCGGCCCGGCGGGAGGACAGGCUUCCCGGGCCCUGACCCUUAUUUAUGUAUUUAUGUGUGUCCUCCCAGGCGAAGGAGGGCCGUGUGUAAUAUUUAUUUUAACUUAUGCGGGGGUGCGUGCUAUGCCCCUUGCCGUCCUUGGGAUUAUUUAUUAGGAUUUCUGGGGUCGGGAGACAGCGGUGGGGGCGGGCCUGGACCGGCGCUAGGACCCCCAGCGUGCGGACCGCUCUUGGUGGUGGGGCGCCGGCUUGGGGGGACGCUGUCUGCCAGCUCCUCGACUCUGUAGCCUGUGGCAAGGCUUCGGCGGGCCCCUGGGAAUCCGGCCCGAGGGCCCGGUUCCGCUCAGGGGCGGCCGCGGGAGCCUGGGUCCAUGGAUUGCCGGAGGGCGGCUCUCGGGGGCCGCCAGUAUGUUCUGUGAACACGAAUAAACUUGAUUGCCUUGUCAUUA